CUGAAUAGUGUGUUGCAUUGGUUUGUUGUCAUAUCUGGUUAGUGCCUUCGCCCAUGAGCGGUAGGUCUCGGGUUCGAGACUUGGGAGCAGUCUCUCCAUAAAUGGGGGUAAGGCUAGCCGACAUUCACCUCUCCCAGACCCUGCGUAAAGCGGGAGCCUUGUGCACUGGGUACGACCUUUUAUUAGUAGGGGACCAGUGGAAAAUGAUCACUGGGUCUAUGACACACCUGCCCACUCUAAUGUGGAGGCCAAGCUGAGGCAACUCCUAGUUGAGCUGGGGAAUAACAAUAAAAUACUUGGAGUCCAGGUAUGUGCCUACAAAGACGGGGAAGUUAUUAUUGACACUGCUGCUGGAGUGCUUGGUAGAUAUGAUCCUCGUCCAGUUCAGCCCGACAGCCUUUUCCCAGUUUUUUCUGCUACAAAGGGUAUAACGGCUGGAAUGUUACAUUGGCUGGCAGACACUGGAAAAUUGAACCUCAAGGAAGAUGUAGCAAAUAUAUGGCCAGAAUUUGGAUCAUUUGGAAAACAUAACAUAAAGGUCCACCGUGUCCUUAACCAUACCUCUGGACUGCACAAUGCUGUGGCAGACCUCAUAGAAAACCCUUUGCUUAUCUCAGACUGGGAGGAGUGUUUAAACCGCGUUGCCCUUUCAGAACCUGAGACUGAACCUGGCCAGGAGCAGCUGUAUCACUACCUAACUUUUGGUUGGAUAUGCGGUGGAAUCAUUGAGCAUGCAUGGAAGAGGAAAUUGAAGGAGAUUCUUGAAGAAGCAUUUGUUCGUUCCCUCCAAAUAGAAGGGGAGUUUUAUAUCGGAAUACCUCCAGGUGUGGAAUCUCGACUUGCAACCCUUACACCCGAUACAGAAGACCUGAAGAAGCUUUCAGGGAUUAGGGGUCGUCCUGAUAUGCCCUCCACUUUCCAGCCAGAGCAAUUCGCAACUACGUUGCCCGUUCUAUUUAUCAUGCUAAACGUUCGUCGUGCCAUGAUACCUGCAGCUAAUGGACAUUUCUCAGCCCGUGCGCUUGCACGUUACUAUGCAGCCUUAGCUGAUGGCGGUGUUGUUCCACCGCCUCACUUCUCUUCCUCUAAGCCAUCUCAUGGUAGCCACCCUCACAUUCCCAAAUUUCCUGCCCAACCGUCACCAAAACAGCAGAAAGGUAACAGAAGCAAGAAGAUAGCUGCUGCUUUUAGGAAUAUGAGAACUAGUAAGUAUGAGAAGACUCCACAAGAUAGCAAGGACCAGGACGUUGGUAGUCACAGUAGAAACACAAGCAGCGACAGUAACACUUGCAGCGCAAGUGACAACGUGUUGGAUGAGAUCGUUGUGAAUCCUAAUCCUCAAAAGGACGGCGCUAAGAUAUUUAGCAACCCCAGAAUUCAUGAUGCUUUCAUGGGUGUCGGCGAAUAUGCACACUUGGUUAAACCAGAUGGGAAAUUUGGACUGGGAUUUAAGAGGUAUUAUUCCCAGGACGGGUCCCUUAUUGGCUUUGGCCACUCAGGAAUGGGUGGCUCAACUGCUUUCUGUGACAUAAAAAAAUAGGCUCUCCAUUGCUGUAACGUUGAAUAAAAUGGUGUUUGGUGCAGAGACCGGAAAGAUAGUCCACUUCAUUUGUUCAGAGUUAAAUGUUCCGGUGCCGACGGAUUAUUUGAGAUUCGCAGAAACGGCACCUAGUGAUGGAAAACCUCUGAUUAAUUGAGGUUGGUAAUUAAGCCUUUUAACCCUUCAUUAUCAUUACAAACUUGUACCGCAGAAGAAUAUGGUAUUUGCCCCAGAUGAAUGAGUGUAUAUAGUUAUAGUGAUUUUAAUUUAUACAGCACAUAUAUUAAAAGUGAAAAUUUGAGCACACUUGAAAUGCUUAGGGUAUUGGGUUUCAACCCCAUGUGUCUCGGGAUUGAAACUCUCUCAUUUCUUAAAUUAUUGUAAUAGUUUCGAACUCUCUCUCUCAUCUUGACAAUAAAAAAUUCAGAUAAAAAAUUUCCCUUGUC
Messenger RNA from Malus domestica (apple), 1986 nucleotides. The record is from RefSeq and is a predicted model, not a curated record. Lineage: Eukaryota; Viridiplantae; Streptophyta; Magnoliopsida; Rosales; Rosaceae.